AGUUAUUAUUGAAUCAGUGGAACUAUAAAUAUUAAAGAUGAAGGGUGCAGGAAGAAAAAAAGAUAAUGAAUAAAUAUGCAUUUUUUUUUUAAUAUAUAUGUGUAUACAGAAUCUUUUAUUGAGCCCUGAAUCAACAGCAAGUAUUUUUUCAUGGUGUGCAUUCCAAUGGAUGAAUCCUUUAGUAGUUUUUGGUUUUCGUAAUAUUGUUACUCGCGAAAAUAUCUAUGCACUUACCUUUCAACACCUAUCUCGAACAGUUUUCGAAGACUUUGUGAAUACGAAAAAAAUGGUUGCACAUACGAAAAUCUUUAAACGAAUUUAUAAAUCAAAUAAAGUAGAGGUUUGGUGGCAGUUUAUAUUUUGUACCUUAGCUUGUUUAGUUAGUUAUCUGGGCCCUUAUUUUCAACAAAAAUUCUUGGAAUACAUUGAAUUAGGUCAAGAGCAGCGUCCAGCUAUUCAAGUUGCUUAUUUGUAUGUCAUUGGUAUGUUUACUGUAGGUGUAGUCAAAUUAUUGUGUAAUAACGUUCAGUUAUGGGUGGGUCGUCGUUGGAAUAUAAGAACCUUGAUUAUGUUGGAUGCAGAAAUUUUUUCAAAAACUUUGAAAAGAAAGGAUAUGUCUGGAAAGCUUGUUAAAUCAGAAGAAGAGGAAUCAGACACGAAUAAGGGGGAAGAAAAAUCAUUUAGUAAUGUUGGAAAAAUUACAAACUUGAUGAGUUCAGAUGCAGAUCAUUUAUCUGACAUUCCAGCUUAUAUUCAUAUGAUCUACAAUUCUCCUGUAGAUAUUGCUGUAUCUAUUAUUUAUCUAUAUAAAUUAUUAGGUGUAUCAGCCUUGGUUGGUUUGGCUAUUAUGAUUCUAUGUUUUCCAAUUUCUGGCUACCUUACUAAAGUGAUGUCUAGAAAUUAUACCGCUCUUAAUGCUGCUAAAGAUAAACGAAAUGAUUUAGUCAAUGAAUUACUACAAGGCAUUCGUAUGAUAAAAUAUUUUGCUUGGGAGGACAACUGGGAGAAAAAGAUUCAUGAAGCUCGUCAUGACGAGAUAAAGAAACUGAUCAAGACAAUUAUCAAUAACAUAUGUAAUAGUUUCAUCUUCUUAGCAGUUCCUGUCUUGGUGACAGUUGGUACAUUUAUUUGGUAUACUAAAGUAGCUGGCAACGAGUUGACAGCAAGUGUUGCCUUUGUUAGUAUUACACUUUUCGAUAUGGUGCGUGGUCCCUUAAUUUUCCUACCAGAAACAUUUACUACGCUCACUGAAGCUUAUGUUAGUUUAAAACGUAUCUCGAAUUACCUGGAGGAACCUGAAGUUGACGAGAACAUGAAUAAAGAACCUAUUGAUUUCCCUGAAGGUGUUUCUCCACAAACUGUAUUAGCUCGUGUUGGUUUUGAAAAAUCUAUUUUUCAAUGGCAUAUGAAUGCUAACGAUUCGAAAGGUACUCUAAAACAGCAAGCCUCUUUAGCAGCUACAGAGUCAACAUUAGACCGUGCCAGCUCGCAAAAUGAACAAAUGAUAUUUCAAUUAAAUGUGCCUAGAUUUAAUUUCCCUACAGGAAAACUUAGUUUGAUAUGUGGUCCUACUGGUAGCGGAAAGACUAGCUUCCUUCACGCUCUCUUGGGAGAAAUGGAUAUAGUUUCUGGAUGUGUUUAUUUACCUUCAAAAAUUACUUUGUCGGGUGUUGAAAAUGUAUCCAAAAUUGAUCCUGAAUAUCCAAACUUAUAUUUAGAUAAAGUUGCGUACGCUGCUCAACAACCUUUUCUUCGACAUGCUUCUAUCCGUGAUAAUAUCUUAUUUGGUUUACCUUAUGAUUCUGAACGUUAUAAAAAGACACUUUAUCAAUGUGAUUUAAUUAAAGAUAUAGCAAUUCUACCAGAUGGAGACCGUACUGAAAUUGGUGAAAAAGGUAUUUCACUUUCAGGUGGUCAAAAACAAAGAGUUUCACUCGCCCGUGCAGUUUAUUCUUAUGCAAAAACUGUUUUGUUAGAUGAUUGUCUUAGCGCUGUCGAUGCUCAUACUUCAAAACAUAUUUAUGAAAAAUGUAUUAUGGGUGAUCUUUUAAAAGGACGCACAGUUAUCUUAGUCACUCAUCAGGUCAGACUUUGCCUACCUGGAGCCAAAUUUUUAGUUAAAAUUGAAAACGGUAAUGUGUUAGGAUGUGAUUCGAUUGAUAAUUUGAAAGCAAAUGGACAAUUGCAAAUGCUUAUAAAAGAUGAUAUUCAAGAGAAUGAAAAUGAUAUUGAAGAUAUGAUUGAUUCUGAUUCUAUUACGGGAAUAGAUCUGGAUUUGGAUAAUAAAAAGGAAACCACAAAGCUUGUUAAAGAAGAAACUGCCGAAAAGGGUCAAGUAAAAUCCAAAGUUUAUUUCACUUACAUGGCUGCUUGUGGUGGAUGGAUCUUUUGGAUUGCUAUUUUGUUUGCCUAUGUGUUUGCUAGAUUCUUAACCUUUGGUGAAAACUGGUGGUUGAGAGUUUGGGCUGCAGCAUAUGAUCAAACUAAUGAUAUUAGUCAUAUAACUGAACAAAGUGCUUCAUUUAUGACUUUACCUAAUAGGGAACCUGGUAUUCAAGAAGCCUUUCAUUCUUUAGGAUCCAUCAUUCAAAAGCAAAAUGUAUUUAGAUCCUGGGUUUUUGAAGAAAAAUCGCCUGUUAAUGUAGAUUAUUAUAUUGGUAUCUACGUUGCUAUUUGUUUAGCGAAUAUUAUAUUUGAUGUUGUAAGAAAUAUUAUGAUUUUUUGGGGCUCUAUCCGAGGUGCUCGAAUGCUAUUUAACUCCUUAUUAAAUCGUAUUAUUCAUGCUCCUAUGCGUUUCUUUGAUACCACUCCUAUUGGACGUAUCUUAAACAGGUUUGGUAAAGACAUCUCGACAAUUGAUAUGCAAAUUGCACGUUCAUCCAAUCUACUUAUUGAGUGUAUAACGGGUGUUGUUGCAUCUACUGUAGUUAUCAGUAUCAUUACUCCUCAAUUCCUUGUUGUUGCCAUCAUCGUUAGUUUAUUAUAUUUCCUUAUUGGCGUCUUCUAUCUUCGGAUUUCCCGUGAGUUAAAACGUCUGAAUUCUGUCAGUCGUUCUCCGAUCUAUUCCCAUUUUACAGAGACAUUACUUGGUAUUACAACAAUUCGAGCCUAUGGUGCAGAGGAGCAAUUUAUGAGGACCGUUCAUGAAAAAAUUGAUUCAUUUGUUGCCCCCUUCUAUUUGCUUUGGAUGAGCAAUCGUUGGCUUUAUGCUCGAGUUGAAAUUGCAGGCUCCUUCGUUACUUUAUUUACAGGCAUUUUUUUAAUUUUUAAUAUCAAGUAUUUAGAUGCCGGUAUGGCUGGUAUUUCCUUGUUUUAUGCUCGCAGUUUCUUGGAGAAUAUUUACUGGUUUAUUCGACAAUAUACCUCUGUGGAAAUGGACUUUAAUUCGGUUGAAAGAGUACAUGAAUAUCUUGAGUUAGAACAAGAACCACCUGGACAAAUCGAGAAUCACAGACCACCUGCUGCAUGGCCAACAACUGCCUCGAUCGAGGUAAAAGAUUUGGUUGUUCGAUAUGCACCUGAACUAGAUCCAGUAUUACAUGGUAUCUCAUUUUCUACCAGAGCGCAUGAAAAGAUUGGUAUUGUAGGUCGUACUGGUUCUGGUAAAAGCACGAUAGCCUUAAGUUUCUUCCGUUUCUUAGAAGCAUGCGGCGGAUCUAUUUCAAUUGAUGGCAUUGAUAUCUCUACCAUCGGUGUUCAAGACUUACGGUCAAAAUUGACAAUUAUCCCACAAGACGCUAUUCUGUUUUCUGGCACGAUACGGUCUAACCUUGACCCCUUUGAAGAACAUUCGGAUGAAGAGGUGUGGGAGUCUUUAGAACGUGUUCAUCUUUGCAAAGCUUCAGAUCGUUUAAAGGGAUUAUCAACACCAAGUACUGUAUCAACUGCAAAUGAGCAAGCAUUAUCAGCCAUUACUAACUUAAACCAACAGGUUAGUGAUGGUGGGCAUAACUUUUCUCAAGGUCAACGUCAAUUACUUUGUCUAGCUCGGGCCUUACUCAAGAAUAGUAAAUUGAUUAUCAUGGAUGAAGCAACGGCUAGUGUUGAUUUUGAUACGGAUUCCAAGAUUCAGACAACAAUUCGAGAAGAACUUAAAGAUUCUACUUUACUUUGUAUUGCACAUCGACUUCGUACGGUCAUUGAUUAUGAUCGUAUCUUAGUUUUGAAUCAGGGCCAGGUUAUAGAAUUUGACACACCGUAUAAUUUAAUUGUUAAAGAUACUGGUCUCUUUAGAUCCAUGUGUGAACAAUCUGGAGAAAUAGAUGUCCUGUUGAAAAUGGCUACUGAAGCGCAUACUUCAAAAAUGAAUGAAGAGGAUGUAUCUGACGAUCAUACUAGAGUAUAUUGAUAAAGCUUACAUGUACAAUAUUUAUAAAUUAUUAUUAGAUAGACAUAUUAUAAUGGUUUUUUUUUUAUAUAAGAUAAAAUAAAAUAAAAUAAAAUAUAAUAAUGUUUAUAUAGAUG
Cokeromyces recurvatus is the source of this 4464-nucleotide messenger RNA. RefSeq names its product P-loop containing nucleoside triphosphate hydrolase protein. Gene Ontology annotation, cellular component: membrane; fungal-type vacuole. NCBI's taxonomy places the organism in Eukaryota, Fungi, Mucoromycota, Mucoromycetes, Mucorales, Mucoraceae. Gene Ontology annotation, biological process: transmembrane transport. Gene Ontology annotation, molecular function: ATP hydrolysis activity; ATP binding; ABC-type peptide transporter activity. The record is from RefSeq and is a predicted model, not a curated record. The transcript is spliced from 4 exons. Bases 98 to 4348 code for a protein of 1416 amino acids.